AUGUAUAUAAAGCGGUUGCAGGAGGCUCUGGCUCCGUGGAAUGAGAUCACCACUUCAGCAAUCGAGUUGGCCUUGAACUCCUGGAAAAAGACUCAAGACUUACUUGGUCUACUCCCUUCUCAAAUCAAACCUGACAACCCGACAACGAAAAUGAACGCCAAUUCUCCGAUUCCGCCGGCGGAGAUGCAUCCGUCCGACGUUGAAGAAAUAUCAACCUGCCAACGAGGGAAGCUUGUAUUGACAGGCGAGAUACGCUCCAAGGAGGAACGCGCCCCCAUCCUGGUCUACCUGGUGGGGGGUCCGGGGUCUGAGAACGAGGCGGACCGUAUGGGUAGAUUCACCCAGAACGCGUUGAACGCACGCUACCGGGUCCUCUUCUUGAACUAUCGCGGAACAGGCACCAGUGAGGGCAUGGCGGGUUUGAAACGUGUUCCCUCCAACAUGAAGGCUAAAUACCUCGAGCUCUUUCGCCAGGACCUUAUUGUCCAGGAUCUCGAGGCCAUUCGGCAGUGCUUCGAUGUGGACAAAUGGACGCUCUGGGGUCAGUCCUUCGGCGGAUGGAUUGCACUGACCUAUCUUUCCUUCUACCCCGAGAGCCUUAAGAAAGUCUACUUGACUGGAGGAAUGGCACCGAUUGGAAAGUCCCCAGACGAAGUGUAUCAAGCCACCUACAACAAAGUUAGGGGGUACAACCUUCGAUAUUUCGAAGCAUAUCCCCGGGACGAGCUGGUGCUGAGAUGUUUGAUCAGCGAGAUCUGCUCCACCCGUGGAGGAUGUGUUCGUCUGCCGAAUGGGGGCAGGCUGACAGUUGGGCGUCUAAUGGGCCUUGGCCGUGUCCUUGGCUCAAAGGACGGCCCAUCGAAACUUCAUGAUAUGCUCCAUCGAAUCCACCGGGAGAUUCAGUCGCCGAACGGUCUCUCACGCGCGACUGGCGAGGAGAUCGAGAACUGGAUCAAGUACGAUACCCGGCCGUUGUAUGCAGUCCUGCACGAGGCGAUCUAUUGUGACGGGCGAGGGAUCGUUUCGAAUUGGGCCGCUGAUAGGAUUGGACGCCGGCAACUCGAGUACCGCUGGUUGGAGCCCGGCUUUGUCAAGCAAGCUGCCAACGGACAAAACUUGGACAGCCCUUUAUACUUCUCGGGCGAGAUGGUCCACCCGUUCUUGUUCAACGAUUACUGCCGCCUCAGGGGUCUAGGACAAGUGGCUGAGGAGCUUGCCAAGAAGAGCGACUGGGGACCGCUUUACAACCAGCGACAGCUGAAGGCCAACACGGUGCCCGUGCGCGCCGCCAUAUACGAGUUUGACAUGUUUGUCGACUACGAGAUUUCCCGCGAGGUGGCGGAUAACAUCGGCAAUAUCAAGGUGAUAACUCCAAGGGGGGUGUAUCACGACGCCAUCCGCGAGCAUACCGACAACAUCAUGGCCGCGCUCUUUUCUUUGAAAUAG
Thyridium curvatum is the source of this 1446-nucleotide messenger RNA. RefSeq lists its product as uncharacterized. Bases 1 to 1446 code for a protein of 481 amino acids. Lineage: Eukaryota; Fungi; Ascomycota; Sordariomycetes; Thyridiales; Thyridiaceae. Gene Ontology annotation, molecular function: peptidase activity. The transcript is spliced from 3 exons. The record is from RefSeq and is a predicted model, not a curated record. Gene Ontology annotation, biological process: proteolysis.